Messenger RNA from Plenodomus lingam JN3, 3738 nucleotides. RefSeq lists its product as uncharacterized. The record is from RefSeq and is a predicted model, not a curated record. NCBI's taxonomy places the organism in Eukaryota, Fungi, Ascomycota, Dothideomycetes, Pleosporales, Leptosphaeriaceae.
AUGGCAACAUCCGCCCCGGGCCCAUACACGCUGCUGGAGGAAUCAUUCCGAGCCUCGCCAUCCCUCCGCCAUUCUUCCAAGCAUCUUCCGCGUCACCACCAAGACGCCCGUCCCUACUCACGCACCGCCGCACCACUCAAGCGCGAUCUCUCCUACACCACCAACACCACAGACAAUGACUUCGAGUCUGUCCCCAGCCGGCAACCCACUCCACUAGUAUCGCCAGGCGUCCUGGGUCGAGCGGAGAGUGGCCUGCCCCCGACACCUCCCACCCUUUCGCAAGACGGCGGAAAUUCUGCCCAAACGUCAGAGCAGUCGCCGCACGCUGACAGCGUAGUGAACGCACUCAUGACGAAGACAGGUACUCCAGUGAACGCCCGCAGUCCGCCGACGCCCGAUCCCAGCCCGCCACGCACGAAUGCCUCGUCUCAGCCAUCACAGCCCGCCGCUGAACGUCCGCCCAUGCUGACCUAUCCCUCGUCACGGGCCGAGUCGUUCCGCACCGCGCGCGAAGACCUCUCCUCCAACCCAGAUAGCGGAUCGGAAACGCCCGUGGGGGGUGACCGUCUGAGCACUGUACAGGAACAUCGAGGGCUGGGACUGGCUUUUGAGCUUGAGGAGGAUCAAGUCACUCCCACCAACAGGAAAGAGCCGUAUUUUGAGCCAGCGCUGGAUGCGGAUACCACGGCUGGCGCUGAAGAGAACAACGAGUCUCCUGUACAAGAGCAGAUUCCAGAUCGAGAAUGGAACACAGACCUAAUGCGGAACGUGACAAUCCGCAGAAAACGCAACUCCAAAUCAUCGCCACAAAAGGAGUACAAACCGUCGCCAAUCAAGGCAUACGAACCGUCAUCAGUAAAGGAGUACAAGCCAUCGCCACAAAAGGACUCCGGAUCCACGCCCACGAGAGAGCCUGGGGUGAAUUCGUCUCUGAUAAAGGGUCCAAAACCAUCGCUACAAAAGGAGCCUGUCCCGAAACCACAACAGGAGGAUCCCGUGACUUCAUCGCCAGUAAAAGCACCCAGAUCAUCUCGGCGGCGCGGAGAUUCGGCAUCAUCGUUACAAGAGGAUGCACCCUACUCCCCACGCAAGACCGCCCGGCCCGCCGUUGUUGUAGUCGAGACUGCCUCACCCACCUCAAGCACGCGGACACGGCGGACGUCUGCUCUACGCGAACGCAUCGAGGUCGGCAACAAUAGUCCUGUUACUCCUUCCAUGGAGAACUUUGCGCAAUCGAUUGGUUGGCCAAUUGAGAGCAAAGACACGGCAGGACAGUCACCUCGCGACGCUAGCAGCAAACGCAUGUCAACCUCGUCGACAACCUCGACUAUGGUCGAAGCCAUGGUCAUUGUCACACCACCGCGACGCCAUCAGACGUUGCGCCAUUCUGGCAAGAACAUGGCAUACAGGAGGGAUUUGACUUCGCCUGCAGAAUUCGGCUCGGACACGCAUUCCAAUCGCAAUUCUCUGAUUCUCAACGAGGUUCCACUGCAUCGUCUAGUUCACAAGCGGCUCAGCGUUGCCGAUCGACAAAAGAGGAUCAGCACCGACUCAGGUCCCAUGGCCUCUGAGCGUCCAUUGGGCCCAGAACGCAACAUGUCUCCAGCCUUGUCAAUGCGAAGCACCAGGACCAUUGACAGCUCGCGACACACACUUGCACACCAGGAGUCUGUUCGUCGAGUCUUGCAACCUGCUGCAGACAUACUCAGCAGAUCGAACACAAUCGGCCGCCCACAGUCUUCUAACACAAGCAGCCACAGGCGCAAUACUUCUGCGCCUGAGUCUGCUCGAAGGGUAUCAGUGCACCCAGGUCCUAGGAACUUCUCACAGCUAUCUCCGCCUCCACCCACCCCACCGAUAGAGGAACCCAUACCAAUCGAACUAUCCCAACCGAAGCGGCCUGUCACACCUACCCUGUCACCCAGACCGCAUCUUUCGACACCCGCAUCACGAAAGCAGGACCGGAGCCGACGGCCAACCUCUGAGAGCAAAAUUGCAGUCGUAACCAACAGAACUCUGCCAGACCUUCCCAUCCGGAAAACCAACAGAUCGACCGCGCCGGACGCGGUCAUGGAUACUGCCGCGCACGUGGAGGAAAGGCGUGGUGUGCCCUCUGGCCUGGGGGACAGAGUUCGACGACUUGUUGCCGACCACGAAGUCACGGAGGAGUCCACGCUCAUUCCCAUCACAGGCCAUUUCCCUGUAUCCCCUGAACAUUUGCAUGACUUCUCGCCGCUCCAGGAUCUCUCACCACCUAUGCGCCGAGGCUCUCGUUCUCUGAGAGGCCGCUCUGGCGAACGCCGAUGGAGCAUGCAUAGCCAAGACCGGUCGUCUGUGUCGCCAGACUUCCCGAUGCGCCCUAACCUGGAUCGCGUCUCAACAGAGGAGAUGUCCCGACGAAGCCACGAAUGGCGCCGACGCUCUGUAGACAAUGGCCGGGUCAGCUUCGACUUGUCUACGGUGCAUAGCGAGGAACAUGCCGACGCACGCCAUCUCUACGCACAAGGCACACCCUUCUCGCAGAUGUCUGAUACACUCGAAGUCAGCGAGGCUACUGCAGUCAGCAUUUAUCCUCAUAAUAACCACUCGCUCUUAGUUGUACAACAAGUUCCUCGAAGCAACUCGUUACCACUGGAUCAGCCCCUACUUGCAGCCGAUGCGCAUCUGUCUACCGAAGAUCCUCGUGACCUACAAGCGAGUCCUACGCCGCCAUUUGUUGAUGCCCGCGAGGGACACGAGGAGAUGCUUGAGCAACCCCUGCAACCGACCCUUACCAUCGAACCCUCUACGCCGCCGAUGAACCAAGAUGCGUCGCAGGCAGACGCUGUAGACACUCCUCUUCUGAAUCCACGACCCCCGCCGGAGCCUCCCGUGAUCAUGUUCAUACCCCCCACACCCGCUGAAGAGCUCGAACGUGAGCUUGUCCCUGGUCCACCCAAACGCUCCGACUCUCACCCUCAACGCCGCUCCAGACUUGUUCAGCGUGCGCGUCGUUACUCUGACCAUCUCAUUACGCCUCUUUUGGCCCGUGCAUCUAUCAAUCGACGUCGUCAUGCAGUCAGCGGCACCCACGCACAGUCUCGUCGGAUUCCUCGUGUUCCUAAUAUAGAUGAUGAUAACGGCACCCUCCAUCCCUUCUGGCGACCACGUGGUUUCUGGGAUGGCUUCGAAGACAGUGAUGAUGAUAGCGAUGAGGAUCAUACUCUUCCCACUGGCGGAGAUACCAGCGAUGUCGAAGACGAUGAACCACCUGCACCCCCAAGACGGGCGUCGACUUUUGGGAGGAAGCUCACCAGUGGCCUUCGCGGACCUGGCGGCUUCUUAAUUGGUAAUUCUCUGGGUGUUGAACGCCAUGGAACCAACAAGCGUCGUCAUCAUAUCACACUGCCGCCCCAUUUUUACAAAUCACCUCAAAGCUCGAACCAUCCUUCGUCGCCCAAGGCGCUUGGCAAGGCUCCAACAAAGCAUUUCGGCACUCAUGAAGGUGGUGGCAUCUCAAAGCGUCGGUCUAGUAACAGCCUCCGCUCAAAUGUGUCCUAUGAAGCACCUGGGCGACGGGCCUCAUGGCGCCAAGGUCGCAGUCUACCAGGUAUCAGGAAAUAUGAAGUCCAAUACAUUGGCCUAAGCGGUGUAAAGGAGAAUUUCAAAGAGCGGAGAGCAGAGAAAAGACGGAACAAACUUCGUAAAAGCAUUGGAUCAAGAUAUUACGUGGAUCCGGUGGGCUCGAUGAGCACUUGA